GGAGGGGAAAGGGCAAAAAGGGGGAAAAUAGAAAAAUAGAAAAGAAAAGAAAAGAAGGAAACCUUAGCCCUCCAUCAUCUCCUCCUCUCCCUUGCAACUGCCGAUCGCUUUCCGUCAGCUCUCGCCGGCGACCUCACCCGCGAGCAGCAGCGUCGAAGACGGAAUCCGACGACCAAUCCUCGCGCAUGACCGAUGCGUUGCACGUUUCCUUGCUCCACGUUCGACGUCGGAGCUAGCCUGCAACAUGAACACUCACUUUGAACAAGUUUCGAAGCAUCGUUUCUUCUCCGUUUGAGACUCCAACGUGAAUAAUAAGUUGUGCAUCACGUUUUCGACGACUGGGUGUCUUGCAGCAGUUCUUUUGAUUUGAGGAUAAGCUUUCGACUGUUACCCACACUUGGAUUGGCUUCAAAUCAGUUUACCUAUAACGCAUGGUUCACCAACCCAUGGGAAUAUGAUCUAUGUUUAUGAGACCAAUGUGUAAUAAUUAAGAGCUCCAUCUCAAAUCCUCUGAAAAUGGUGGUAUCUGGCGUUAUUAUUGAUCUGGAUGGCACACUUCUACAUACAGAUGGCAUCGUGAACGAUGUUCUAAAAUAUUUUUUGGGCAAGUAUGGAAAGCAAUGGGAUGGAAGAGAAGCCCUAAGAGUUACUGGGAAGACACCAUUCGAGUCUGCAGCUGUUAUUAUUGAAGAUUACGGGCUUCCUUGCUCAUCAACUGAAUUGAUGUCACAAAUUUCCCCUUUGUUUGCAGAGAGGUGGUGCAACAUUAAAGCACUUCCAGGAGCAAACCGGUUGAUUAAACAUUUCACUAGUCACAGAGUGCCCAUUGCAUUAGCUUCAAACUCAAGUAGGGAAAACAUAGAGUCCAAAAUUUCUUUUCAACCGGGCUGGAAAGACUCAUUCUCUGUGAUAAUUGGUAGCGAUGAAGUUGCAAUGGCCAAACCAUCUCCUGAAAUAUUCCUUGAAUCAGCCAAAAGGUUAAAUCUUGAACCCUCGAGGUGCCUCGUAAUUGAGGAUUCUAUUCCAGGUGUUACAGCUGGUAAGGCUGCCGGGAUGAAGGUGGUUGCUGUGCCAUCCCAUCCAAAAAAGUCUCAUCUUUACUCUUCAGCGGAUGAGGUGAUCAAUUCACUGCUUGACUUUCAGCCUCAGAAGUGGGGCCUACCUCCAUUUGAAGACUGGAUAGAGAACACCUUACCAAUUAAUCCUUUGUACAUUGGAGGUCCCGUCAUCAAGGGAUACGGGCGUGGCUCAAAAGUACUUGGGGUUCCUACAGCGAAUUUAUCUACAGAAGGAUAUUCAGAUGUCCUUUCAGAACAUCCAUCAGGCGUUUAUUUUGGUUGGGCUGGUUUAUGGAGAAGAGGCAUCUUUAAAAUUGUCAUGAGUAUUGGUUGGAAUCCAUUUUUCGACAAUGCAGAAAAGACUAUUGAACCAUGGCUACUCCAUGACUUUGAUGACGAUUUCUACGGUGAGGACUUGAGACUUGUUGUAGUCGGAUAUAUUCGGCCAGAGGCCAACUUUCCUAGCCUUGAGAGCCUGAUAGCCAAGAUUCAUGAGGAUAGGAGAAUUGCAGAUAGAGCUCUUGAUCUUCCAUUGUACUCCAAGUAUAGGAACGACCAAUACCUGAAGCAGCAUGAUGCUUAGAGAUGGCAUGCUUUAGGAGUUUAAAUUUAUGCACCAAAUUAACACUAUUCCCAACUAUACAGUUUUAUACACUCCUAUUGCAAUAUUGCAAAAUUGCAUCUCUUUUUAAUUUUAUUUUUAAAUUUAAAGUAUCAUCAAUGUAAGAGUGACUAUUUGAAGUCCCGACUUCAAGAGAAAGGGUGGAUGCUUUAAUCGCCAAGUUAUACUUAUGUUGGUGCCUUUUUACCUUUA
Messenger RNA from Benincasa hispida (wax gourd), 1872 nucleotides. It is a transcript of the gene FMN/FHY, whose product is annotated as riboflavin kinase/FMN hydrolase. The record is from RefSeq and is a predicted model, not a curated record. Gene Ontology annotation, molecular function: riboflavin kinase activity. Gene Ontology annotation, biological process: FMN biosynthetic process; riboflavin biosynthetic process. Lineage: Eukaryota; Viridiplantae; Streptophyta; Magnoliopsida; Cucurbitales; Cucurbitaceae.